UGGCUGGGGGGCUUAUUGAUUAGAGAAACAUAAUCUCCCUCUUUAUUAUCUCCAAGUCAAUUAAAGCUAGAUAUUAGUGCACUAUCUCACAGGGGAGAUAGUGUGACUGUGUCAGCCAAUCUUCACCUGUUAGUUAUCAAAGUUAUUAAAGCAGCUUACGCUGUCCAACCGUUCCAGGUGGUGAUUGUCUGUUAGAGUCCAGGUGGAACCGAGAGCAGGGACUCAGUCUACCCCAAAAGCACUGGCAGAGUGCAGUUAAUAUGACUAUUUGAAUUACAUUGGGAGGAUCAUUGCACUCUACCGCGGAUAGAGAGGAAGACUGGCAGGAGGGCCGGCUUCUGGUACCGAAAGAGGAGAAAGAAGAGCUCAACACGGAAUAACGGCCUGCAAGAGCCAGGGCUGGAUGAGAAACUAGAAUUCAUCAUUAUUCAAGAGUCAAGUAACAUACAUCUCUGACAAUUUCCCUGUCAGAGAUGGGGAAAUUGAGGGUGAAAUACGCACUGAUACGGGAAUGCAUGGCAGAGUUCAUUGGGACCUUUGUCUUAAUGAUGUUUGGCUGUUCGGCAGCAGCACAGGUCAAGACCAGCAGAGAGACCAGAGGCCAGUUCCUCUCAGUUAACAUGGCCUUCUCUGUUGGGGUGAUGUCAGCAAUGUACCUCACCAUGGGCAUCACUGGGGCUCAUCUUAAUCCUGCUGUGAGCCUGAGUUUUUGUGUGUUGCGCAAGGUUUCCUGGACCCGGCUGCUUCCCUACUCUCUCUCCCAGGUGAUGGGUGCCUAUGUGGCAUCUUGCCUUGUCUUUUUGGUCUACUAUGACGCCAUAAUGGAAUUUAGUGAAGGUGUGUUAACUGUUUACGGACCCAACGAGACGGCGUCCAUCUUUGCCACAUACCCCUCAGAAUAUAUCUCUCUCGGCAGAAGUUUCCUUGAUCAGGUCGUCGGGACAGCCAUGCUGUUGCUAUGUAUUCUGGGUCUGGGGGAGGAGAGGAACACACCGGCGCCCCCAGGCCUGAUCCCCCCCAUCGUGGCGACGAUAGUCCUGGGUAUAGCCAUGUCAAUGUCAGCUAAUUGUGGAGGUGCAAUAAAUCCUGCGCGAGACCUGGGACCACGCCUCUUCACACUUACAGCAGGCUGGGGCGGAGAGGUCUUCACGUGUUACAAUUACUGGUUCUGGGUGCCGCUGGUGGCUCCCAUGAUAGGAGCUGUCUUGGGGACUCUGACGUAUAAGGUCUUCAUUGAAUGGCAGCUCCCUGACCCGGACCUCCCCUCGGACCUGCCCAUCCCUCCCAUACCCACCAAGGACUGCAAGGAGCUCCAGGCAGCUAUGGGAAAUGGAGUAGAGUUGAAGACGGCCCGUUUCUGAGCCCAAUUUAAACUCAAUAUGAACGAAUGAAUCCAAAUCCAUGAUAAAUGAACUGCAUUUAUGCAGUUCAUUUUGGCUACUCAAACCACUACUCAUUUAGAAUAAGUGCUUCACCAUCACCUAUUUAUCCACACAUCCAUACAAUGAAGACAAUGUCAAUGAUGCAGGUGAACAGCCAGUUAUGGUUAGGAAUCUUGCAUGGGGUCACCUCAACACUUCAGGAGGAGCAGGGGAUUUAACGAUCAACCUUAUUGACAGAAGAAGCUUUAACAUCGGCCUGUGACUACCCUAUGGCUCUCUAGUGAGAAAAAGCAAUAAAACAGCAAUGUUGUUUUUGAGGAUCUACUUGAAAAAUUGCAAGAUGCAGAUAAUAGAUAAAGAUUGUACUCUGCACCGGAAGACAUGAACAAACACACACACACACACACACACACACACACACACACACACACAUACACACACACACACACACACACACACAAACACACAAACACACACAAAAA
Gadus morhua (Atlantic cod) is the source of this 1864-nucleotide messenger RNA. It is a transcript of the gene aqp10a, whose product is annotated as aquaporin 10a. Gene Ontology annotation, molecular function: glycerol channel activity; water channel activity; urea transmembrane transporter activity. The coding region runs from base 474 to 1361 and encodes 295 amino acids. Gene Ontology annotation, biological process: glycerol transmembrane transport; water transport. The transcript has 6 exons. NCBI's taxonomy places the organism in Eukaryota, Metazoa, Chordata, Actinopteri, Gadiformes, Gadidae. Gene Ontology annotation, cellular component: basolateral plasma membrane; plasma membrane. The record is from RefSeq and is a predicted model, not a curated record.